UACAAGUAGUUUGUGGAAUGGGAAUGAAUUUAUUUUCCGGUGUUUUCGCGUAUAGAAAUAGUACUUGUUUUAUUCUAAUUUAUUUUCUGUUUCAUUCUUCAUAGCUUUGACGCAUAUUGCAAAUUAUUUGUACUGAAAUUAAUUAAUGUGACUGUCUCCAGUAAAAGUUGAAUCGAAGCUCAGUUUUAAAUUGAACUUCCAUUUGGCCCAAAUUACUUAGUAAAAACAGUUACUAUCUAAAUGUUUAUUACAAAAUGGACGAAGUAUUGGAGAUAUUUUGCUGUAGCAGGCCUGAUGGUAAUACUAUUGAAACUUAUGUACCAACCGUCAUAUAUAACAUCAGGUAACAUCAUCUGCUACCGUCUCAAAGGGAUGGCCUCCCUCCCUGAUAUUUCAACGGUACAACCCAGAAAAGGAAAAUCAAUAUUUUUCCACGAAACUUCGUGUAACUCAGCAUCCAAAGAGAAAAUCUUCAUCACAGCACGACAGGCAUGUGCUGUUGAGAGUGCGGCGAAGGAAAAUCCGAAUUUUGAUGUUUACCUACUUUAUACGUCACCAGGUGUGUUCAGAUUUGAAGGAGAUGAAUCAGAUGAGAUUCUUAAAGCUUUAAUGUCUUAUAAAAAUAUUAAAAUUAUGCGUUUAGACUAUGAGAAAUAUACGAAUGGUACGCCCGUAGAAGCAUUGUAUAAAUCUGGUCGGAUAGAAAAAUCCAAAUAUGUGACUAGUCACGCUAGCGAUGUACUUAGAUACCUUACACUAUGGAAAUACGGUGGCAUUUACUUAGAUUUAGAUGUAAUUAUUUUAAAAUCUUUAGAAGAUCUGAAACCCAAUUAUGCUGGACUACAAUCUCGUACAGACGUUGCCGCAGGUGUUAUAAGUUUUGAUCCUGAUAGUAAAGGCCACCUAAUGGCAGAAAAAUGCCUAAAUGAUCUCAAAAAAAAUUUUAAUGGAAAUGAUUGGGGAAACAAUGGACCAGGAGUUAUUACAAGAUUGCUGGUAAAUUUGUGCCACAUAAAACAUUAUAGGAAAAAAAUGGAGCUAGCUUCAAAAAUGAUAAAUAAAGACUGUGGAGGCUUCACUGUUUUCGAGCCUGAAAUCUUCUACCCAGUACGAUAUGAAGACUGGCACUUUUAUUUCGAUGAAUCCAAAUUGAACUCAAUCCUUUCGCAUACCAACAAGAGUUAUGCUGUACAUAUGUGGAAUAAUUUCAGCAAAAAGAAAAAGCUACGAUUAGAUUCCAAUGCACCGUAUUUAUAUUUCGCUAAAAAGCAUUGUCCCAGAGUAAUUAAUUCAUGUAAGGACGAAUUUUGAGAUUAUAGAAAUGUAGCUAAUUGGUGGGAACUGGUAUUGAGUAUUUUAUAAAUGCUUAGUACUGCAAAAUUUUAUAUUUUACAUGUUUGAUAGUAUUCUAAUUAUUACAGAAGGACAAAAUAUGUGUUUCCAUCACACCAUCUACCUCGACCCUUGAUCUAAACAAGAGUACUUACGAGACUAGAUAGUCACACAUUACAAUCCGAUAUACAUUUCCCUCUAUUAUGUGCCAUUUAAGUAGACUCAAUGAUGGAAAGUUAGAUAACUAGACUAAGUUAGAUAAUAGAAACACUGGUUCUUGUAUUACAAGUUUGUGCAUUUUGUUAUUUGGCGAAGAUUCGUAUAAAAAAAACUUUACCACAUGUACUUGUGUCCAAUAUUUUUGUAGCAUUUGACUCUUUUAUCACUCAGAAUUGUGAUUUUUAUCCUUCCCUCCUAUUCUCCCAUUAAUUGCCGCACAAUCAUUUCGAGUACAUAUUUAAUAAAAAACAAAAUAUCUUCUUUUGUGUUCUAUAAUUGUAUUUAAAUUUUUGAUAUUCGCGAUGCGUGACAAUGGAGGGAUAAGCAAAACUGACAGCUUAAGUAGUAUCUAAAUAUUAAGGAAUUAGACAUCCUUGUUUACUAUUUGUCUAUCAAAUUUGUUUAAAAUCUAUUUAAACAAAAUUUGUAUAGUCAUGUCAAGUCAUGAGAAGACAGCUUAGAAUAUCCGGGUCUUAUAAUUCGAAAUUAACACAAUACAACACGCUAUAUAUAUGCCUUCAUUGAAAGCGUCACUUACCUCUUAGUAAUGUCCAAUAUCAGUUCAACCCUUACAAUACUUUUGAUUUUAUGUAGUCAUGAAUAUCUUAUUAAAAUAAAAGCCUCGAAACGCCUUAUAGUCUCAAUUAAUUGUUUGAUUUAAACUAAAUAAUAUGUGCAACUAAAUUGUUUUGUUCUUAUGUUAAAUCUGUGAACCAGUCUUUGUAGAUUAUCUUCAUCUUGGGCUAUCAUUAUUGCUUUUUAUUUCUUUGUUACCCGUUCUGUAUCCUCUUCCUUUGUUAAUACUUUUGAUGAUUUCAUCAAUUCAUCAUCAAACGUACUUGUGUAAUAGCCAAGUUUCACAUUUGCCUUCCCUGUAUAAAUUUUCAUAUCUAUAUAUUUAUUCUGUAACAUACAUUUUGUAUUACUCAUAUGUUUCGUAUAUUCCUUCCGGUUUUUUUAGUGUUUCCGUUUGCCUAGUAUAUUCUGAAGCUUAGCAUAAAAGCUAAGCAUUGGAGUAUAAAAGUGGUGACGCAAAAUAUGCUAAAAAUGUUUGUUUAUAAAAGUGUAACUAACACAAACUUGGAAAAAGAAAAACUGGUAUGUAAUGGGAAAUAAUUCCUCAAAACUAUUAUGAAAGGAAAAAUCUCCUAAAAUUGUCGAAUAAUGAAAUAUUGCGUAAUAGUUUUGGUGAUUUAUUACACAAAGGUUAUUACCUAUUGGCACAAAAUAAUAAACAAUCAGAAUACCCACUCUGCUUGAAAAAAAUAAGUACGCGCAUCUCGUUCGCGCAGACGGAAUCAGCCAUGUUUUAGUCAGAACCAGUGCGUUCGGUGGCAUUUUAUCUGGUGUGCAUAAAAUUAACCCGGUUUAAUUUAUUUACGGCAACUAUAGACAUAAUAAUCACUAUUUUAUUCGUACUUUUAGUUGAAGAAUAGAAUAAAUUAUUAUAAAUGUACAAAAUUAUUAAUAUCUAAAAAGUUAAAUUACAGUUCUGUCAUAGCUUUUCACAAAUUUUUCAAUUUGAGUCUAUGUUUCCGUCUAAAAUAUGGCGAUCGCGUGCUGACAAACUUCAAAGGCGGCAUCUGAGAGUGGGCAUUCUGAUUGUUAUUUAUUCUAUGGUAUUAGACUGAUUAUAAAAUGAAACCAAGAGUUCCAUUAGGAAUUUCUUAAUAAUGAACG
This is a messenger RNA of Diabrotica balteata, 3231 nucleotides long. Lineage: Eukaryota; Metazoa; Arthropoda; Insecta; Coleoptera; Chrysomelidae. The record is from the annotation of a GenBank genome assembly.